Messenger RNA from Penicillium mononematosum, 1566 nucleotides. RefSeq lists its product as uncharacterized. Gene Ontology annotation, molecular function: transmembrane transporter activity. The coding region runs from base 1 to 1566 and encodes 521 amino acids. Gene Ontology annotation, cellular component: membrane. Gene Ontology annotation, biological process: transmembrane transport. NCBI's taxonomy places the organism in Eukaryota, Fungi, Ascomycota, Eurotiomycetes, Eurotiales, Aspergillaceae. The record is from RefSeq and is a predicted model, not a curated record. The transcript has a single exon.
AUGUCGCCUACCGACGGAUCCACCACUCCCACCUUAAUGAGCAAACCUCGGAAAGAAGAAGCCAUCUCGAGCCCAGGAGCCGCCGAAAAGGCCGAACCGGUAACUGAGCCGACCGCCUUCUCCUCGACUUUCCAAGAGGCUAUCUUUAUCUUCAUCAUUGGCUUGUCGCAACUUUUUUCCGUUGGCGGUAUAGGCAAUGCCGCCUACUCAAUAGAACAGAUCGGUGCAUCUCUCGGCACAAGCAGCAAUGGACAGAUGUCAUGGUUUCUAGCCUCCUAUGCCCUCUGCGGUGGUGUCUUCGUCCUAGUCACCGGUCGCCUGGGUGAUCACCUCGGCCACAAAUACGUCUUCCUCUUUGGCUGGAUCUGGAUGGCCGUCUGGUCUUUGGUCUGCGGCUUCGCCCACAACGUCGUUCUAUUCGACAUCGCCCGCGGCAUGAUGGGAAUCGGGAAUGGCGCACUAGUACCCAACUCCUUCGCGCUGCUGGCGCGUGCAUUCCCACCUCUGUCUGUGAAGAAGAACUUCGCCUUUGCCUUCCUGGGCUUCUGCGCUCCCUCCGGCUACAUCUUUGGUGGUUUGAUCGGCGCCGCCUUCAGUCAGAAAGUCACCUGGCGGUGGGGAUUCUGGUUCUGGGCCAUCGGCUGCCUCGUUCUCAGUUUAGCGACCUUCGUCAUUGUUCCUCACCGAAUCGGCUCCCCGAUUCCGGGGCUCAGUCUCCGCCAGUUUGACUACAUCGGUAGCUUCCUCGGCGUGUCGGCCCUGAUUCUGUUCUCUUUUUCCUGGAACCAGGCUUCAGUAGUUGGCUGGCAAGAGCCCUACACCUACGCCUUGCUCAUUGUUAGCGUCUUCCUGCUCGUCGGAUUCGUCUUCUCCCAGUCCCGUGUCUCUGCCCCCGUCCUACCCAAUUCCCUCUGGGGCCGCCCUGGUUUCGCACCCGUAGUCACUGCCAUGGCAUUUGGCUGGAUGUCUUUUGGAAUCUUCCUCUACUACACUACCGUCUACAUCCUCACUAUCCAUAAGACCCAGCCGCUUGCCGCAGUGGCUCAAAUGGUUCCCCUGGUCAUUGGUGGACUGUUUGCUACAACAGCUGUUGGUCUCUUUAUCGCCAAGACGCCUGCUCAGUACAUCUUCGGCGUGUCCAUGUUCUCCUUCUUCAUCGGCAACCUGAUCAUGAGCUUUGUGAACUACUCGAACGUCUACUGGGCCUUCAUCUUCCCUGGUUGUCUGCUUGUUGUUGGCGGGCCCGACUUGUCCUUUGCCUCGUCAGGAAUUCUCAUUUCCAAUGCCGUCCUGCCUGAGGAGCAAGGUGUUGCCGGAUCCUUUAUCUCAACGGUUGUGCAGUACUCUAUCUCCAUUGGUCUCGGUAUUGCCGCCACUGUAGAGUCUCAUGUUAACGAGGGUGGACAAAACCCCAUUCGCGGCUACCGCGGGGCGUUCUGGUUAGGAAUUGGAUUUGCGGCUGUGGGAUUCUUUGUUGUGAUGUUCUUUGUUCGCGACCACAGAUUUGAGUCCAAGGAAAGGGACCAGUCCGGCCCUGAGGCCAUUUCGGAGACAGCAGAUCUUUGA